UCUGCGCGUGCUCGGCGUGCUCGCCGCCGUCUGGUUGAGCAGAGACAGGAGGUGCAUCGCGCAAGGAGACGGAAAGCUGUUCAGCAGAAGUACCCAAUAAGGAGCUGGCCGCCUCCAAGUUGUGCUUCAUGGGGCAGGCAGAUAGAUUCCAGGAAGCCAUCAGCAACACCCUCAGCCAUAUGCAACAGCUUCUCGUUGCUCCUGGGAACUCGUUGGAGGCUGUGCGGCUCGCGAGGAGUCCCGCGUUGGACUUUGAUGCACUCUGAAGCUGAGGAUUACAGAGUUGCUUAUGCGCAUGACUGUUUUGCUUACAUGUCCACUCCGAGGGAGUUGCAGCGACAACAUAAGGUAGAUGACUUAGCAUGCAUUCACGUACGGCAUCCUGUACAAUGAUCCUCAUUUCGAGAUGCCGUAUGAGCUCAACCAAGGCCGGUUGACAACAGCAAUCCUAUCAACCCGAUGUUGUACCAGAUGCAUGCCCAGCAGCAGUACUAGGAGAUGGUGCCACCAGCAGUGCUGGAGUAGUCGAGGCAGCAUGGCAUCAAGUACUGCAUGAUUGUAAGGGUCAGAGUAGACCACAUAAUCAACUUGAAGAGCCUGACAAGCAACUAUCCGGAUUUUGCCCUGUGGUACUCGCGCUCCAUGGCAGCGAUUGUCAUCCCGCAGCCGGGAUGGGACUUUUUAGAUACGAUGCCGGCGGUUGGGGGUUACCAAUUGGAGUGCCACCAAGAUGGGGGGAACCAAUAUAGAAGAGGGUGGGGGCCUCCUGAGUACAUGCAGUUUACAUGAGACGGUGAAGCCAUUCUUCAACAAGAUCCACAUAGAGAGUGGCCGCCAGGGCCGAAAGGGCCGCGCUUGGAGCUUGCGUAUGCACAUACCACGUAUGGCGUCCUUGUCAAUCAGGUUGAAGAUGACCACAUGCAGUAUUUGGAGGUUCCGCACAACAGAAUGAAAGGGCUCAUCAAGCUCACCGGUCAUAUGAGUCAUAUGAUAUGACUCAGAAUUCUCAGAAAAGGCUAUUUGAGACUCC
Coccomyxa subellipsoidea C-169 is the source of this 1030-nucleotide messenger RNA. RefSeq lists its product as hypothetical. The record is from RefSeq and is a predicted model, not a curated record. The coding region runs from base 553 to 789 and encodes 78 amino acids. The transcript is spliced from 2 exons. Lineage: Eukaryota; Viridiplantae; Chlorophyta; Trebouxiophyceae; Coccomyxaceae.